Messenger RNA from Melitaea cinxia (Glanville fritillary), 2361 nucleotides. RefSeq names its product ribosomal protein S6 kinase delta-1. The transcript has 13 exons. The coding region runs from base 1 to 2250 and encodes 749 amino acids. The record is from RefSeq and is a predicted model, not a curated record. Gene Ontology annotation, molecular function: ATP binding; protein kinase activity; phosphatidylinositol binding. Gene Ontology annotation, biological process: protein phosphorylation. Lineage: Eukaryota; Metazoa; Arthropoda; Insecta; Lepidoptera; Nymphalidae.
AUGUCGGUAAGAGAUAAGUGGGUUCGCCGGUUUUCUAUCGAUGAAACGGCAAAACAUAAAAACGGUUUCACUAUAUACAAGAUAACGUCGGUUCUCUUUCCACUAGAUUCUCCAGAAGCCGUAACAGUGGUAUCAGUAUGGAAACGAUACAGCGAUGUACAACAAUUACACAAGUCUAUGAAAUCUUUACAUACUGGCUUACAUUUAAAAGGAUCAUUCCCACAACUGGCUAAGAAUAGCUUCUUUAAGAGGUUCUCUCCAGAGGUGAUUGAAGAGAGAUCAAAGACAAUAAAAGCACUCCUAGAGUUUGUCGCGGAACAUAGGCUAUUGUUUACAAGCACAGAUUUCGUGAAUUUUCUACAGACCGGCUACCCAGAGCCCGACCAAAAACCUUCAGGACUUAUAAACACAAUACGAUCGUCUCUACACCUGCCUAUAGAAGAAACACCCCCGUUAGAAUAUCAGAACUCUGAUGAUGAAGGGAGAAAUCCAGCACACUCUUUUUUUUCAGCACAACAUCAAACCACAAGCCCAGACAUCGACAUAUCACAAAUACCAAUACACGAACCUACAGACGUCGAAAUAAAGGAAUCACCAAAAACGAGUACAAAAUUAUCAGAAUCAGACAGUUUCGAAACCAUAAAUUCGAUAGAAAGCCUAGACAGCGACCUCUAUGAAGAACUAAGUAAAAUAAACAUAGACAGAAAAGUCCCGAGCGUAAAGAGAAAUGUGUUGCCAGAUUUAAUUAAUUUCGACGCACCGUCUACUUCAAAGUUUGAGGACUACCACACCAUGCCGAAAAAUAAAGAUAUAGAAAGUAUUUCUAUCAGUUCAACAGUUGUAAGUAAAAGUGUUCCAUCUCUCUCUAUGUCUAAAAGUGUAAGUGAGACAGAAGAUAGUUAUGUGUUUGCCGCUGGCUAUGCUCUGAAUUUGGCUGUGAGUUGUGAACAGAAAGGUGAUUACCGAGGGGCGUUCGAUUGUUACAAGUUGGCCAUUGAGAAAAUGUUGAUUGGCGUACGGACGGACACAGAUCAACAAAGAAAGAUGUUGGUAAAGGAGAAAAUAAACAAAUACUUAUCGUACGCAGAGGCGAUAUACAAGACUCAUCUUUGCAAUGUUGAUCUGAGUGUUAUCCAAAAAAUACCAUGCAACCUCACAGAAUUCGACGACUAUUUCCAUCAAAGGGCGGACGAAACCAGGCAACCGAUAUUACCUACAGUUAUCCCUUACAUGGUCCCCUUACAAGCGUAUGUGGAAACUGACGACUUAAUAUUUCUCAUACUUUCAUACGCACCUGGGGAGAGGCUGUUCGACUACGUAAAAAACUACAAACAAACUAUACCGGACAGACAAUUUAACUUGGAAAAUAUUUUCACGGAACCGAUAAAAAACAUCGACAUACAGAACGAUAAUGUCGGACCGACUACCGAUAUUUCACUCGAUAAUAAAAUCGAAGGCGACGAUGUCAAUGAGAAUUUGAAGUCGAUCGAUGUCGUGGAUAAUGUUGCUAAUGUUGAUUUAUCGGUCAACGAAUUGGUUAUAAAUUCUCAGAGGUUGUUAUUGAAUGUCGAUAGGGUUUUGACAGAAGUACCAAAUAUUAUUAAUAUUAGUGAGGAAGAGAGUGGGAGAGAAGUUAGAGAAGAGAAGAGAGAGAAAGUAGAAAAAGAGACUGGAAUUGUUGAGACACAGAGUACUGCGACUCAAGCGCGACCAGAAUUGCCCCCGUCAGCGUUUUGUCGCUGGGCAGCGGAAAUAUUGACUGCUUUAGAAAGUCUGCACAACUGUGGGAUUAUUUGGAGAGAUCUUCACCCUCGUAAUAUCCUGCUGGGGGCCCGCGGUCAAGUUCUGCUCACAUACUGUGCCGCUUAUACAGGUUCUGACGUCACACUUUCCAAACUGGAGAGAAGCGGUGAAAAGGAUUCUCUGUAUGUCGCCCCGGAAUUGUUCCAGUUGGGUCACGAUCAGCUCGACAGAGCUUGCGACUUUUGGUCCUUCGGAGCCACACUGUACGAACUUAUAUGUGGAUUUCCGCUGUCGCACCGCCACGGCCGCUUCACGCGCCACACGGAGCUGAGCCUGCCGCGCGCACUGCCGCUGGACGCGCGGGAGCUACUGGCGCAGCUCCUAACAUACGAUCCAUCAGAACGCCUCGGAUCCGGUAAAGAUGGUAUCGAUGAGAUAAAACAGCAUCCCUACUUCAGACAUAUCGACUGGCAAGAAGUGUACGACAGCUGGAUAGUUCCCGACUGAUUAAACUUUCACUGUAGUAUAGGUUUGCGAUAAAGAUUUUUAUGGUUAAAAUACUAAUGAUUCGACAUAAGAUUGUUUUAUAAAAUGUCUCCAAAGUAAGACCAAAAUGAA